AACCUCCCGUCUCUUACGCCAUCACAAGCCAACGCACCGAAGUAACCACCGCUCUCUCAACCCACACCAUGACCCGCCGUAAGCCCACCCCUCGAGCUCCAAUGUCCUCUCCGCGCUCCCUCCACCAUUCCCAAUGGCAUCCACUCCGACGAGCCAGAAGCCCAUCCUCAUCGCCGGCGGCGGCCUCGCCUCCCUCCUCCUCGGGCGCUCCCUCCUCCGCUCCAACCUCCCCUUCCUGAUCUUCGAGCGCGACGCCUCGCUUGUCUUCCGCGCCCAGGGCUACCGCCUGCGCCUCUCGACCGAGGGCCUCGCCGCCAUUGAAGCCGUCCUGGGCCCCGACGCCUUCCGGCGCUUCUACGACACGUGCGGCAAGACGGGCGGCGCGGGCUUUGCGGCCAUCGACCCGCUGACGGGCGAAACGCUGGGCAUCCAGCACCAGAGCGUGGCGAAGGAGGUGCUGACGAGUCGCGAGGGCAAGAUCGUCGGCAUCGCGCGGGGCGAAAUGCGGAGGCUGUUUAUGGAGGGCUGCGAGGACUGCAUCCGCUGGAGCCACCACGUCACCAGCUACGAGCUGACCGGCGACGGCGUGCGCGCCGUCUUCGCAGACGGCUCGAAGUCAGUCGAAGGAUCCAUGCUGGUCGGCGGCGAGGGCCUGCGGUCUGAAGUCGCCGCGCAGCUCUCCGGCGGCCGCAUCAAAGUGUUCGAUCUAGGGGCCCGCGGCAUCCACGGGCAGGCGCCGACGACGGCCUUCGCGGGCCUGGGCGAGGGCGUGUUCCGCCUCGCAGACCGCACGUCGCAGCCCGGCGGCGUGCUGACGCUGAUGACGAAUGUGCGACCCGGCGAGAUGCACGAUCCCAACGUCACGUUUGGCUGGACGAUGGGCGGGUCGCCGGGCGUCAUCAAGCCGCCGAACGACAACUACACCAUCAUUGGGAAACCCGCGGCCGACAUGGCGAAGGCGCUGACCGCGGCGUGGCAUCCGCGCGUCAAGCCGCUCAUCGACAAUAUGCUCGAGUCGGAGGCGGCGUUCUGGAAAAUCACCUGCUCGUCGCCCGACGGCGUGCCGGAGUGGCCUAACGAGCCGCGUGUCACUGUCCUCGGCGACGCUGUGCAUGCCAUGACGCCCGCGGGCGGCAUGGGCGCGAAUACCGCCGUGCGCGACGCGGAGCUCUUGGGGAGACUGCUCGCCGAGGCCGGCGGCUACAAGGAGGGCGUCACCGACGCGUACGAGAAGGAGAUGAGGGUGUAUGCGAGCGAGGCCGUGAGAAGCAGUUAUGGGCAUGCGGAGUCGAGCAUGGGCGUCAAGAUCGAUGCCUCUACACCUACGCUUGCUUAGACUUUCGAGAUACUUGCUUGAUAUAUUUCUGCCGGAACGCGAUUUCUAUGCCAUGCUUUCCAUCUUUACAAGCAGCAAAGCCGCCCUUCUUAGCGCCGAUACCUGACAUGCGAACGACCUAGAUUAUGUGGUCUGCAGUCAGUCGGUCAGUUACUAUCCUUCCCUUUCCCACGUAUGUAGCACAUACCCGCACCGCUCUCAGCAAUCCUCCCAAACCCUUAACCCCCCAAACCC
This is a messenger RNA of Trematosphaeria pertusa, 1570 nucleotides long. Its product is annotated as FAD/NAD(P)-binding domain-containing protein. Lineage: Eukaryota; Fungi; Ascomycota; Dothideomycetes; Pleosporales; Trematosphaeriaceae. Gene Ontology annotation, molecular function: FAD binding. The coding region runs from base 134 to 1336 and encodes 400 amino acids. The record is from RefSeq and is a predicted model, not a curated record. The transcript has a single exon.